CCAUUGUCUGUUUUUGCCAUGUGCUCCCCCCCUGUUUGUGUAUUGGUGUGGGGGUUGGUCAAUGUCCUUUGCCAUGUGCUUCAUCCCAUUGUUCUGUGUCUUGGUGGGAUGGGGAGGGGUGAUGAUGUAUUUCCUGUUCCUGGUUGUGUUUCCCCGCCCUCUGUAUAUAUCCUGUGUUUUGUGUUAAAAUAAAGGGAGUUGGCUUCCUGUUUUAAGAAGAGCUGGGUGCUGUCUAUUUCCUGAGGGAUUUCAAGGGUGGGGUCCGUGGAUGGUGUUCGGACAGGGGAAGCUGCGGUAUAACGGAAUAUACCCAAGAGUGGUCGGGUUCCUGUUCCGUUACACCCCCAUCACAAAUCUACCUCACAUGAUACCACCGUGU
Molecule: messenger RNA, 379 nt
Organism: Staurois parvus
Lineage: Eukaryota; Metazoa; Chordata; Amphibia; Anura; Ranidae
Source: the annotation of a GenBank genome assembly